This is a messenger RNA of Hemicordylus capensis (graceful crag lizard), 1829 nucleotides long. It is a transcript of the gene SPMIP4, whose product is annotated as chromosome 6 C7orf31 homolog. The record is from RefSeq and is a predicted model, not a curated record. Gene Ontology annotation, cellular component: centrosome. The transcript has 9 exons. The coding region runs from base 169 to 1767 and encodes 532 amino acids. NCBI's taxonomy places the organism in Eukaryota, Metazoa, Chordata, Lepidosauria, Squamata, Cordylidae.
CAGGAAACAACCACAGUACACUGGACUGCAAUAAACUGAAAGAAAUGAAAGGAGUCAGGCACUGUUGCAAAUUCAGUUCCAAUUACCUAUUCAAACAGCAAUUAUUUGUUCAGACUACACAAACGUAGAAGAUUGUACAUCUAUAAAUCCUCUCUGUAGCUAUUAAAGAUGGAGGUGCAUCCAGGCAUGUCAUAUUACAAUAAUGUACAAGAUGGAACAGCCUUAGAGAUAAAAACUUUAGAAUCUACUCAUCACCUGACUCCACUGCAUAUUCCUCCAGGCCCACCUAUGCCAGCAGAUAGAUAUGAAGAACUAAGGAAUACAUUCCAGUUGUGCAAGCCCGUCUUGAAAGCAGGACAAGAAUCUGGAGGGAGUGAGCCCAUGCUGCCAGAAUCUCACAGGAACUAUGAGCCACCUUAUAAGUUUGAUCAUGAACACCUCUACUAUGGCAGUACCAGGGAUGCCCCAGUCAGACUUCCAGACCUGCCAGAGAAUUCAGUCAAAUGUGCGAGCAGACCAGAACAUAAGCUACCCAUUCAAAGUACUCAUCUUGUUGAGAGCCGCUAUCGGCCUUUUCAUCCCUACAUCCAUGCUUGUCGGAACCUUAACAUCAGAGGUAAUGCCUAUAGAAGUGAAGAUGCCAGCAAACCUUUGGAGAUUAAUAUGGAGGCCACAAGGUGGCCAGGACAAUAUCGGUGCUAUCAUCUUUCUCAGAGUCCUGGUCAGGGAAAUGAUCCAAAUGCUUCACCUGUCAAGGUUCCUAAAUCCGCUUGGAAACCUGCAGAGCUUAACAUCUCAGCCAGAGCUGUCAACAUGCUGGCAAAUGUCAAGAAGUCCCUUUGGCUGUCAACUUACAAGCGGGACUACACAGGCACAGGUCCCAUGAACCCCUUGCUGUUGGAUGACUACGAUGCCAAGGUAAUUGGCAGAGCAACCGGAGAACUGGGCAAAGAUAUCGAACUGAGACAAACAUUUCCAUCACGUACAUCUCAAGUAAGACCCUUAGAGGGACGUAUCGCACGCUUUCUUCAAGACAGACUGCCUCACGCAGAAAACACGCAACAGCAAGAUUCUGUGGAUGUCCACUUCAUACAAGGAAUGCCUCCACUUCAGGAUACAAACAACUCAGCUAUAGGCAGUUACUCGGGUGGCGUAUUGAGCUGUGGGGAAAUUUUGCCAAAGGCACUUCAGCAGCAUCCCAACACUGAGAACAGAACUAAGAGGAGAAACGAGAACUUGCUACAGAAUCAGUCUCAAGGAGAUUACCAGGGAGGAAGUGGUUUCCUUCCAGGGGAAGGGUUUCGGAAAAUCACAGAUACCUGGAAAACAGAGCACUUGUACCAAAGACAGCUUACAGUGCCCCCUGAACCAGAGGAACUCCUGAAGCCUCCAGAUCCUAUUUACUAUGAAGACUUGAAGCCCUCCCGUUUAGACAAAUACAUCGUGUGGGACAAUCCUGUCAGCCUCAGCAAACCAGGUGUAGAACAUCUAUGCUAUGAAAAGCAUGGUAACCUCCAGGAUCUCCAGUAUGCUUCUGACCUCCAAGACAUCACAGACAGCAGGGCAUCCCCAGGAUGGCUUCCAAACUGCGGAGUGGAACGGCCUCAAACCAAAUUGCUUGACAUCCAGGAUUCUUUUACAAAAACUGAUACAAUCAAGCGUUUCUAUGAACUAUCAAGAGGAGGAAUUCGGGACCUCCGGGAGCAUGACAGGGAAGGCAAAAAGCACAGAUUCCAGGGUGUCAUUCAUGCCUAUCUCUUUCACUGACACAAGUUGUCUUCCUUUCAAAAGCAGAGGAUGGGAAUAAUAAAUCUCAUUCAAACCCUCCA